Molecule: messenger RNA, 1281 nt
Organism: Saccostrea cuccullata (small rock oyster)
Lineage: Eukaryota; Metazoa; Mollusca; Bivalvia; Ostreida; Ostreidae
Exons: 13
Coding region: 60-1253 (397 amino acids)
Source: RefSeq, a predicted model, not a curated record
CGAAUGUCGGAUUAGUGUUGACAUAUCUUUGAAGGAAAAUCGCUGUGCUUAGAAGAACGAUGAAUACCCAAAAUCAGAGCGAGACCUUGGAUUUCGGAGAAGACCCAGUGACCAGUGUGGAUGCCAAAUUGGCAAUUUUAUCAUUCCCAUACAGCUGGGCAGAAAUAGUUGAGCAAGAAGAGAAGUUCAAGAACGAGAUCUUGGAUUUCGGAGAAAACCCUGUGACCAGUGUGGAAGCCAAAUUGGCCAUUCUAGCAUUCUCUUACAAAUGGGCUGAAAUGGUUGAGCGAGAAGAAAAGUUACAGACCGAGAUCUUGGAUUUCGGAGAGGACCCCGUCACCAGUGUGGAAGCCAAAUUGGCAAUAUUAUCAUUCGGAUACAACUGGGCAGAUAUGGUAGAACAGGAAGAGAAAUCAAAGAAUAACAGAGAUAUACCUAGGCCUCAGGAGUAUCUAGACCAGACAAACUUCAUGACCACUACUGCUGAAGCAGGUGGAUCUUCUACAACAGAACUGGACAAAACUAAGCUAUCUGCAUUUCCAUUGGUGGAAGAAAGCAAAGGCCUGUGUGACUCAAAUGAAGCCAAUGUCUAUAAGGACACAUCAGACGCCAACGUCUUUCCAGAACAAAAAGAUUCUCACCCAUUGCAACUGGGAGGAAAAGACAAACAAGAUGCUGCAGAAGCUAACAGUGAUGCGUCCCGUGCAAAAAUGGCGUCCCGAAUUGACAAUUCUGUGAUACAGUGCAUGAAGAGACUGGUACACAUCUAUGAUGCUAAAACUGGAAUUGUAGUUGGAGAGAUCCAUGCGCAGUACCCUCAACUUGAACAGAAUGGACCGCUAAACAGGGCAGAAUUUGGUUCCACAGUACUGAAAGUGUCAAAGACCGUAGACCUUAAAACCACCACGACGGAUGGGGAAACUGCUUCAUGCAGCACUGAUGGUAGCAAAACGGUUGCAUGCAACAUCAUUAGUGGAACAACUACAAGCAGCAUCGAAAAUCGAACAAAGAAAAUCCGUGGACUGGAAAUCAUUGACACAGAGAUAUCUAUUUUGUCAACAGAGAUAGCUGGGCCCGACAUCCAGGAAUCAAAGAAUCAGGAAACUGACGCAGAAAACGAGUAUUUUACCAAACACCCUCUGAUGCGGCUGUUCCUCUGUGGAGCAUGUAGUUGCACAAAAAAAGGAAAGAGCAAGGGUACAGAGAAACGGGGACUGUUUCAGAGAAUCCGAAAAUUUUUCCACAGGAAUUGAUGAAUAGAACUUUUUAUUGUUUUAUGUG